UCUUUAUUACCAACUCUAUUUCUAGAGUUUCUCCAAAAAUAAUUGUUUCUAGAGGACCAUUCAAAAAAAAAAAAAAAUAUUAAAUUAGGAAAAUAUUUAAAGAGAAAGAGAGGUCGUGCCGUGGUACCAAUGGUUUUAGACUUCCAGUUUUCACUACUUGAGUGCACAACCAUAGGCCAUAGGAAUAUAUAGACUUCUUUUAAUACUCGUAAUAAUACGGAGUAUUCGGAAGACUCUUAACUGAAUCCCCAAAAAAAAAAAAAAAAAAAAAAAAAAAAAAAAAAAAAUUAACGGGAUGAGAUCUGCAAACUUCAUUGUAUUUUCAUCGUCAUUUGCCCAAAUCAAAGUUCUAAAGAAUUCUUCUCUGUCUAAAAAAACCUAACAACCAAUCCUUGGUUUUGUUUUUAAAAAAAAAAAUAUAAAAAAAAAAAUCAGUUUUUUUAUUUGGGUUUCGAAGAAAAUUUCAUAUUCCCCUCCAAAAAGUGAACCAAUUACCGGCAUCUGGAAAAUCCCAGAAAAGGCAAACAGGGCCCUGAAUUGAGGAGAGAGAAAGAAGGGUUUGUUGUUGAAUGAAGAGGUGAUGUGAUGGGUGCUGCGGGUUCGAAGCUUGAGAAAGCUCUUGGUGAACAAUUUCCUGAGGGUGAACGUUAUUUCGGCCUCGAGAAUUUUGGCAACACUUGUUAUUGUAACAGUGUUUUACAGGCACUUUAUUUUUGUGUUCCAUUUCGAGAACAGUUGUUAGAAUACUUCGCAAAUAGCAGCAAAACUGUUGAUGCAGAGGAAAAUUGCCUGACAUGCUUGGCCGACCUCUUUUCUCAGAUAAGUUCGCAAAAGAAGAAAACAGGGGUCAUAGCUCCAAAGCGCUUUGUCCAGAGGUUGAAAAGGCGGAAUGAGCUUUAUCGCAGCUACAUGCAUCAGGAUGCCCAUGAAUUCUUGAACUUUUUGCUAAAUGAACUCGUUGACAUACUGGAGAAAGAAGCUCAGACAGAAGCUGAGAAAGAACCUGUGAUAGAAGCUGGGAAAGAAGCUCAGGCUACAAAAAUUGACCAAGCAACUUUAUCAUCUGAAAAAGUUGCAAAUGGACCAAAAAAUGCUCAGGCUUCUGCCUCUCAGAGAGAACCUUUAGUUACCUGGGUACACAAAAAUUUUCAGGGAAUUCUUACGAAUGAGACAAGAUGCUUACGAUGUGAGACUGUCACAGCAAGGGAUGAAACCUUUUUUGACCUGAGCCUUGAUAUUGAGCAGAAUAGUUCAAUUACAAGCUGUCUAAAAAAUUUUAGUUCGAUCGAAACUUUGAAUGCCGAGGACAAAUUUUUUUGUGACAAAUGUUGCAGUUUGCAAGAAGCGCAAAAGAGGAUGAAGAUUAAAAGGCCACCCCACAUCCUAGUUAUCCAUUUGAAGAGGUUCAAGUUCAUUGAACAGUUGAGUCGCUACAAGAAACUAUCCUACCGUGUGGUAUUUCCUCUUGAGCUUAAACUGAGUGAUACUGUGGAAGAUUCAGAUAGAGAGUACUCCUUGUUUGCUGUUAUUGUCCAUGUGGGUAGUGGCCCUAAUCAUGGACACUAUGUUAGCCUCGUCAAAAGUCAUAAUCACUGGUUAUUCUUCGACGAUGAGAAUGUGGAAAUGAUUGAUGAGUCUGCUGUCCAGACAUUCUUUGGGUCAGCACAGGAGUACUCUAGUAACACAGACCAUGGGUACAUUUUGUUUUACGAGUCCCUUGGUCAAAGUAACACUAGCUAGGCACAAUUACCCAUCUAAUAGAACAUUUUUGUUUACAAUUUUUUGAUAUUUUUUCAAAUCCUUUCAUUCCUUUGUUUCUACUACUUGUCUUCUACCAUUGGGAUUAGGGUGUCAUUGGUUAGGUUGUGGAAAUGUAUACUGCUUAGGUGGUUGGCUUUUACUGGGCUUGUACAGGUUGACGUUGGAAUAUUGAAGACCCUCUGUCGAGUGAAAAGAAAAUAGCAGUGUAUAUCGAUGGUGGGAAAUUCUUCCACAAUUUUUGUUUGCCCUAAUUAUUUGGAUGAUAAGGUGUA
Molecule: messenger RNA, 2033 nt
Organism: Chenopodium quinoa (quinoa)
Lineage: Eukaryota; Viridiplantae; Streptophyta; Magnoliopsida; Caryophyllales; Amaranthaceae
Product: ubiquitin carboxyl-terminal hydrolase 4-like
Exons: 6
Coding region: 586-1740 (384 amino acids)
Biological process (GO): protein deubiquitination
Cellular component (GO): cytosol; nucleus
Molecular function (GO): cysteine-type deubiquitinase activity; cysteine-type endopeptidase activity
Source: RefSeq, a predicted model, not a curated record